GCAGUGGCCUAUCAGAGUGUGCUUCUGACCUCAUCAGCUCGCUGCAAUCGUAUACGUCAUCAGCGCGCGCCGUCCUCUCUGGGGAAGUUAAUUUCGUAGAAACCGUCGUGUGCGGAGGCUAGGCGAACCGGUGACUCCCCAGUGAAUAGAGCAAGCAGAGCAUCAGCUGCCGGGCUUCCUGAAGAAGAACCAGAAUCUUCCACAGGAGGCGCUCCUUCUGGUAAUAAGAGAGAUUGAGACAGGGUACAGUUUUAGGGAACUCUAAUCUCGCUCCCCCAUAGGCCUUGGGAUGUCUCUGGCAGAUGAGCUCUUGGCUGACCUUGAGGAGGCAGCAGAAGAGGAGGAAGGAGGAAGCUAUGGAGAGGAAGAAGAGGAGCCAGCCAUCGAGGAUGUACAGGAGGAGACACAGCUGGACCUUUCCGGGGAUUCGGUGAAGAGCAUUGCCAAGCUAUGGGACAGCAAGAUGUUUGCAGAAAUCAUGGUGAAGAUUGAGGAGUACAUCAGCAAGCAAGCCAAAGCUUCAGAAGUGAUGGGACCAGUGGAGGCAGCCCCCGAGUACCGUGUCAUUGUGGACGCCAACAACCUGACAGUGGAGAUUGAGAAUGAGCUGAAUAUCAUCCAUAAGUUCAUCCGGGAUAAAUACUCAAAGAGAUUCCCUGAACUGGAGUCCCUGGUCCCCAACGCCCUGGAUUACAUCCGCACAGUCAAGGAGCUGGGGAACAGCCUAGACAAGUGCAAGAACAACGAGAACCUGCAGCAGAUCCUGACCAACGCCACCAUCAUGGUGGUCAGUGUCACCGCAUCCACCACCCAGGGGCAGCAGCUGUCAGAGGAGGAGCUGGAGCGGCUGGAGGAGGCCUGCGACAUGGCCCUGGAGCUGAAUGCCUCCAAGCACCGCAUCUACGAGUACGUGGAAUCCCGCAUGUCCUUCAUCGCACCCAACCUCUCCAUCAUCAUUGGCGCAUCCACAGCUGCCAAGAUUAUGGGUGUGGCUGGCGGCCUGACCAACCUCUCUAAGAUGCCUGCCUGCAACAUCAUGCUGCUUGGGGCCCAGCGCAAGACACUGUCUGGCUUCUCCUCUACCUCUGUGCUGCCCCACACCGGCUACAUCUACCAUAGCGACAUCGUGCAGUCCCUGCCCCCGGAUCUCCGGCGGAAAGCAGCCCGGCUGGUGGCUGCCAAGUGUACGCUGGCAGCUCGCGUGGACAGUUUCCAUGAGAGCACAGAAGGGAAGGUGGGCUAUGAGCUGAAGGAUGAGAUCGAGCGCAAGUUCGACAAGUGGCAGGAGCCACCCCCUGUGAAGCAGGUGAAGCCCCUGCCUGCGCCCCUAGACGGGCAGCGGAAGAAGCGGGGUGGUCGCAGGUACCGCAAGAUGAAGGAGAGGCUGGGGCUCACUGAGAUCCGGAAGCAGGCCAACCGCAUGAGCUUCGGGGAGAUCGAAGAAGAUGCCUACCAGGAGGACCUGGGCUUCAGCUUAGGCCACCUGGGUAAGUCGGGUAGUGGCCGUGUGCGGCAGACACAGGUGAACGAGGCAACCAAAGCCAGGAUCUCCAAGACUCUGCAGCGGACCCUGCAGAAGCAGAGCGUGGUGUACGGUGGGAAGUCCACCAUCCGAGACCGCUCCUCGGGGACUGCCUCCAGUGUGGCCUUCACCCCACUCCAGGGUCUGGAAAUCGUGAACCCUCAAGCAGCCGAGAAGAAAGUGGCCGAGGCCAACCAGAAGUAUUUCUCUAGCAUGGCCGAGUUCCUCAAGGUCAAGGGAGAGAAGAGUGGUAUUAUGUCCACCUGAGGCGGAGCGCACCAGGGUGGGUGCCCACUGAAGCAACAUGGACACCACUGGUCUGGAGGAACAGAGACAGCCCGCGCCAUUCUGCCCCGAGCCCAGGCCAGGAUGCUCAAGGAAUGUGCAGAAGCGCCUCCUCCUGUCUCCCCAUUGGAAUGCAGCAGGUCUUCACUAUGCCUGUCUAUUUUGUUAUGCUGGGAAAAGAAAUCCCUUUUUUUAGGAGUACAAUUAAAAACUCACUAUCUGUA
Molecule: messenger RNA, 2031 nt
Organism: Perognathus longimembris pacificus (Pacific pocket mouse)
Lineage: Eukaryota; Metazoa; Chordata; Mammalia; Rodentia; Heteromyidae
Gene: Prpf31
Product: pre-mRNA processing factor 31
Exons: 14
Coding region: 290-1789 (499 amino acids)
Biological process (GO): mRNA splicing, via spliceosome; spliceosomal tri-snRNP complex assembly
Cellular component (GO): U4 snRNP; precatalytic spliceosome; U4/U6 x U5 tri-snRNP complex
Source: RefSeq, a predicted model, not a curated record